This is a messenger RNA of Vollenhovia emeryi, 2564 nucleotides long. Its product is annotated as LMBR1 domain-containing protein 2 homolog. The record is from RefSeq and is a predicted model, not a curated record. Bases 6 to 2066 code for a protein of 686 amino acids. Gene Ontology annotation, cellular component: membrane. The transcript has 10 exons. NCBI's taxonomy places the organism in Eukaryota, Metazoa, Arthropoda, Insecta, Hymenoptera, Formicidae.
GCAAGAUGGUUCUCGGCGUGUUCCUAACGGAGAUCAUAGUGGCGUUCCUGCUGGCCGGCACUCUGCUCUUCAAGUACGGAAACGUGUUCCGACACCACAUCGCGGUCACCAUCUCCGUGCUGAUAGCUUGGUACUUUUCCCUGCUGAUAAUCUUCAUACUACCGCUGGACGUUUCUUCGACCGUGUUCAGGCAGUGCGUGGAGCAGAAUAUACACAACAGCACCAAGGAUCCCAACAACACGACCUCCGCGCCGAUCACCUGCAAGGAGCCCUGGCCCAACGUGCCGGAGAACGUAUUUCCAAAUCUGUGGAGGAUAGUCUACUGGACGUCGCAGUGCCUGACGUGGCUGAUACUCCCGUUGAUGCAGUCUUACAUAAAAGCGGGAGACUUCACCGUGCGCGGCAAGCUCAAGUCCGCUUUAAUAGAUAACGCCAUAUAUUACGGCAGUUACUUGUUCAUAUGCGGCAUACUCUUGAUAUACAUUGCGCUGAAGCCUGGCUUAGAUCUCGACGGGCAAAAAUUGAAAGCCAUAGCGUCGUCUGCGUCCAAUACGUGGGGCCUGUUCCUGUUGGUCCUACUGCUCGGCUACGCCCUUGUGGAGGUACCUCGAGGACUAUGGAACGCCAGCAAGCCUGGGUACACUUUGAGCUACAGCUAUUUCAAGGUGGCGAAGCUAAGUUUGGACAAGUGCGAGGCGGAAGAGACGGUGGACGACAUACUCGAGUCGCUGCAAAUCGCGACGAUAUCCAUCGGGCCCGGCCAUCCGUUCCACUGCAACCUGGAAACGAUCUUUCAAAAGAUACCCGCAGAGCUGAAGGAUAGAAUGAACCGAAGGCAGUUGCCCGAUGACACUCCAACAGAUACGCCUACUGAAAAGUCUCUUAUUCGUCUACAUAGACAGACUAUAAAAGCGCUGCAGACUUUGCAGCGCAUAGAAACUCAAUGGGGCAUUUUAGUGGAUAAGAUAUUUGAUCUGGAAGAUGUGGCGAAGAAUCAAGUGAGUCAUGAUAGAAGAUUUAAACAGUGUUUCCCUAUGCAUCGUUCGCUUCCGUUUCGUAUUAUUUACAAUCCCGUCGUCGAAUGGUACUGGAAGUGUAUCGUGAAGAAUUACGUUUCAAAGGUGGCUGCCGUUUGCGCCGGCUGCUUGUCGGUAGCCGUGGUGUGGUCGGAAGUGACAUUCUUCAACAAGUCUCCCGUGUUGUCCUUAUUCGCCCAGUUUCUCAAUUUAGCCAAGAGAAAUUACGACUAUUUCACGAUAGAGGUACUGUCCACGCUGAUCAUCGCAUACCUCUGCUAUUGCGCUUAUUCGACAGUCUUGAAGAUACGAGUGCUGAAUCUCUAUUACUUGGCGCCUCAUCAUCAAACGAACGAGUACAGUCUGAUAUUCAGCGGCAUGAUGCUGUGCCGCUUAACUCCGCCCAUGUGUCUGAAUUUCCUCGGACUUAUUCACAUGGACUCUCACAUUAUCAAAACACAUAUCCUGGAGACGCACUAUACACAAGUGAUGGGCCAUAUGGAUGUCAUUUCCAUAAUAUCCGAUGGAUUUAACGUGUACUUCCCUAUGGCGAUUCUGGCGUUCUGCUUGGCGACAUAUUUUAGCAUAGGCAGUAGAUUGCUUUCCAUGCUAGGCUUUCAGCAAUUCCUCGACGACGACGAGUUCACGACGGAUCUCGUGGACGAAGGACGAGAACUUAUAAAAAGAGAGAGACGUAAGCGGCAAAGAGCGGAGGAUUCUUUGUACAGACGACGCGAGAUGCAGGAGAGAUUUAAUAUUUCGGUGGGUGCAGGAUCGCGUUACAGGACAUCUCGACAAAGCACGGACACUGUACGGCCGUUAAAGCGGGACGAGUCAGUCGAGUCCGCGAGAGCGGGCCUGUUGCACGACUUCGACCCCACGGACUAUUACAUCGGUAUGACCUUCGGCGGAGACGGUUACGGUGCAAAUCGGUGCGAUGUGGAAAACCAGGGCGAUAUCGAUUCGUUCGAUCCAAGUAACGCGAGGGCAUUCCCCACGAGUACAAGCCGCGUAGGCCCUCCACCCAGGGGACUGUUUGACGAUAUCUAAAAGGGACGACAUUUUUGCAAAUACAAUUUUAGGUGCUAUUAUAGAAGUCAAUUGGCUUUUAAGGAUUUACACGACGUUCGAGCCGCGCGAUGGCUCGUCGAAGUAGCGCGACGGAUUUUACUAAACAUGAAACGUAAGGCUUUACAUACCUGUAGUAUUUUCAAUCUGAGUACUAGAUAGGGAGCACGCGGAUUGAAGUUUUACCAUUACGAGAUAUAUUUCUAACUUAUUACACACGAAGAAAUUAUAGACUAAGAAUUAAAGUUGUUCGAAACAGGAACUCGGGGGGGGGGGGGGAUUUUUUUUACGACCUGUAACGUGAUUACGGUGGAUAAGAUCAGUGAUGAUGCGAUGAAUGUUCGAUUUAUUGUUAGCAUUAAUAUGUAUAUUACGUUUACUAGGGCAAAUAUAUUUUUAUCUCUCGACUAUCCCCUUAAGAUUUGUAUAGUUUGAUUUAUGUUGAAGUUAAUAAAUAAUUUAUAUGAUUUUUUAAUCAUA